CCAACGUCCGCGUCUGCUUUUCUGCAAGUCCUCUGCCCGUCACGUUUCGUUAUUAAUAUUAACUGCUGUUUUAUUAAUUAUAUAUAAGCGAGUACUCGUAAUUUUGAAGCGCGUUGACCAAUCACAGGAGACGUAAAUCCUGACGUCCUGUAUCCUAGGAGAUUUUCCCCUUUGCCUUUAAGCCGUGGCCUCUGAUGCUCUGCGCAGAGGGGGCUUAGUGGAGCAGCUCGGACGAAAAUGAGUUAGACACGAAGCUCGAACAAAUUAUGACAGUGGAGUUGGUUUAUUUUGCCCGUUCUGUGUAAAUAUAGAUUCAAAUGUAUUGUUUUAUCCGAGCAUAUGACUGUGGAUGGCGGUUUAUACAGACUCCGCAGCACUGAGGAUGACUAAUGUGAUGAAGAAGACCUGCUGUCACUUCUCAUAUGAAUGCUUAAGUGUGAUCUGAAGAGGAAUUACACUUUUUUUCACAUCUCUAUUUUGGCGUUUUAAGUUUAUUAGACUGAUAUUCAAUGCAAUUUGGGGCAGUAGGGAUUCUGGGUGCACAUUUUAUACAAUAACACUUGUUUUGAUUUUUGAAUGUUUUACACCCAUGAGCUGUACAGGAAAUCAGAUUUUUUUUUCUCUCUCGUUUAAGUAGACAGAUCGAGAUUUUAUCUGUUGUAAAUUGUGGGUUGAAGUCAUUCGAGCUUCAGAGUUGGACUGUCCAGACGCCUUAAACAUGUAUGCAGGACGAAAAAGAAGAAAACCAGUGCAAAGAACGGUGAAGCAGGCUCCAGCUGAAGGGGUGAAGUCUAACCCGUCCAAACGUCAUCGAGAUCGGUUAAAUUCCGAGUUGGACCGGUUGGCCAGUCUCCUUCCGUUUCCAGAGGAUGUCACGAGCAGCCUGGACAAACUCUCCAUCCUGCGGCUGAGUGUCAGUUAUCUACGUGCUAAGAACUUCUUCUCUGUCGCUCUGAAAAACCACAGCUGCAAUGGUUUGUCAGCAAGCAACAGUAACCAUGACAACAGUAAAGCAACGGGAUUGGUUGAUGGCUGGCUGCAUGAAGGAGAGCUCCUACUACAGGCUCUUAAUGGCUUUGUGUUGGUGGUCACUGCGGAGGGGAUCAUUUUCUACUGUUCUCACACCAUCCAGGAUUACUUGGGAUUCCACCAGACAGAUGUGAUGCAUCAAAAUCUGUUUGAACUCAUUCAUACUGAAGACCAGCAGGCCUUCAGACGCAACUUACACUGGGCCUUGAACCCGCCUCCAACCAGCACGCAGACAGAAGAAUCACCACAAGAUGGAGAUUCUGCCCCAAGUAUGUCGCUGGUGACAUGCAACCCUGACCAACUGCCUCCUGAAAACUCCUCUUUCCUGGAGAGAAAUUUCGUCUGUCGUUUCCGAUGCCUCCUAGACAAUUCUUCGGGAUUCCUGGCCCUGAAUCUUCAAGGACGUCUGAAAUUCCUGCAUGGACAGAACAAGCGUUUGGAUGACGGAGGCCAAAUGCCACCCCAGCUUGCCCUGUUUGCCAUAGCGACACCCCUACAGCCUCCUUCCAUAAUGGAGAUCCGAACCAAGAACAUGAUUUUCAGAACCAAACACAAGUUGGACUUCACCCCAAUGGCCUGUGAUGCUAAGGGUAAAAUCGUUCUUGGCUACACCGAGGCAGAGCUGCGAGUUCGUGGUUCAGGGUACCAGUUCAUCCAUGCAGCUGAUAUGCUCUAUUGUGCUGAGAACCAUGUCAGGAUGAUCAAGACUGGAGAAAGCGGCCUGACUGUUUUUAGACUGCUUACAAAGGACAACCGCUGGAAAUGGGUACAAGCUAACGCUAGACUUGUCCACAAAAACGGCAAGCCUGACUACAUCAUUGCCACCCAGAGGCCUCUUGUAGAAGAAGAGGGUGGAGAGCAUUUGAGGAAGCGAUCUAUGCAUCUUCCGUUCACCUUUGCUACUGGAGAAGCUCUGCUGUACCAAAUCAGCUACCCCAUGCCAGGUUUCCCCGACACCCUUCAGGGCAAAGGCAAGAACAACAAAACCAAAAAGAACAAGGUGGGCAAAAGUUCAAAGGAUGAUCUGGACCCAAGUUCUUUGCUGGGAGCCAUGAUGAGACAGGACGAGUCUGUUUAUGUUUGCCAGCCUGCUAUGGAGCCUAGAAUGUCAUUCCACAGUAGCCUCUUCAGUGAGCAAGGAGAGACUGGCACUUUCUCUUCUUCGGCGGAAAAUGAAAGUUGGAGUCCAGCGCAGAAUGGUGUAACUGCAGUCUCCAAACAGGAACCAUCAAGUUUUGACCCACUACUGGCAACAUUAGACUCUCUGUCCCUAGAAAAUGAGGAAAGCUGUUCCAACAGUGAGCUAUUCAGUGCCCUGGAAAACCUGGGACUCAUCGCAGAGGACCUAGAGCUGCUGCUUCUGGAUGAGAGGAUGAUCCAGGUAGAGAUGGAUCCAGAUUACAUCCCAUCUCUGAAUGAUCUUCUCACCAACAACGAAAUCCUCUCCUACGUCCAAGACUCACUGGAGAACCGGAUCAAGGACUCAACAGAUGCUCAAAACUCUGCCACGGCAUUAGAUUCUGUUGAACCCCCUAAGCCAUGUUCUGCUUCCGAUUCCGCUUCUCAAAUUACUUCCUCCAUGACUGCUUCUUACGUACCUUUCUGGCCACAAAAACAGAUAACACCCAUAGUUCAUCUCUCACAGCGUAUGCAGCAACAUCUCAAUGGCAAGUCGGUUUGCCACAAAACCGAGAGCUGGAUCCAGGCACCAAAACCACAGGUGUCUACAGCAGACACUGAGACAACUACGUUUACCCAGCAUGAUACUUUGUUGGUGAACUCGGUACCAGCUGUACACAAUGGACACUGGGUUCCUGAACACACACAAGCCAACUUGAACUCUCAACUUGGUGACGAGAUAACAGGAACUAGUAAAUCACAAUCACAUCAAUGGCAGCACAACCAGUUGCUUAACCCAUUCCAGUAUAAACAGAAAACAGCUGUGGGUAGUGAUACCCCUCCGAACGGGGUCUACAAUGAUCCGCAGUGGAAUGGAUAUGACUUCACAGACCAGUUGGACACAAAUAGACCUUAUUUUCCCAAUGGCCAAAUGGCACACACACAAACACUGGGUACACAUGUUGAUUACAAUAUGACUGACAAUUCAGGGGUGGAGUUUACAAUGAACAUCUGUACUGCUGGGGAUGUAGGCCAGUUUCAGGGAGCCAUGGCCUCAUCUUCAUCCUAUCAGCAGGGUUAUCAGAAACAGCAGCAGCAGCAGCCAAAGGUCGCACCCACUUAUUACGCCUCCUAUACCAAACAGAACUCCUCUCUGGAGCAUAUCCUGGGAUUAGCCCCACCUUCAAACCUUCCCUCGCUGAGAGAUUAUGGCUCUGAACUGACCCAUGACGCCACCCACAGUAAGGUAAGAAUUAAGGAAGGAUACAGUUGCGCAAUGUGAUUUAACCAAGUUGGACAAGCUCCUGGAUCAACAUCCCAAACAAACAUAUAACAGCCAAACCUUAUCCACAACCCCAAGUUCACCCUCAACUCCUGAUCUCAAAUAGGAAAUUAUUGUGGAUGAAAAUGUUGUCAAGCCCCUAAUCCUAAAAACUGAUUGGUUGAAACGAAUGUUGUCCUAGAACCAUCAAGGAUGGAUAAGGGAAAACCAAAGGUAUUGCAGUAACCCAGGAGUGUCCAAUCCUACUCUUGGAGGGCCACCUUCCAGCAACGUUUAGCUCUUGUCUUAACUAAACACACCUGAACCAGCUAAUAAAUGUCUUGAGGAUCACUAUAAAUUUCCAUGCAGAUGUGUUGGAGCUCAACUCUGCAUGAAAGUGGCCCUCCGGGAGCAGGAUUGGACAUCCCGUUUUUUUAUUUACAUUGUCAAGGUGGUAUAGAUUGCUGGCUUAGAAAUAUUGUGCACUAGAAAUUGUAUCAAAUUGUUUUUAACAUUUCACAUAAUGAUAGAUACCCUUUUGACCACCCUUCACUACGUUCGAUUUUAUGUCUACAUGCUCUUUAAACAGCUCGGAUUGUCUAGUAUUGUAGUUUAAAAGAUAUUCUGGACUCCAAACCAUGAAACGCCCCA
Messenger RNA from Sinocyclocheilus grahami, 4060 nucleotides. RefSeq names its product aryl hydrocarbon receptor 1b (gene ahr1b). Gene Ontology annotation, molecular function: transcription cis-regulatory region binding; nuclear receptor activity; protein dimerization activity. The coding region runs from base 719 to 3430 and encodes 903 amino acids. Gene Ontology annotation, cellular component: aryl hydrocarbon receptor complex; nucleus. Gene Ontology annotation, biological process: response to xenobiotic stimulus; xenobiotic metabolic process; regulation of transcription by RNA polymerase II. The transcript is spliced from 10 exons. NCBI's taxonomy places the organism in Eukaryota, Metazoa, Chordata, Actinopteri, Cypriniformes, Cyprinidae. The record is from RefSeq and is a predicted model, not a curated record.